UGGGGAAAUCAUCAUGGAUAUUAUUAUCAGUAUCCAAGCUUUUCGUGGCAAAAAUGGAAAGUUUUUACCAAAAGAAAUUGCAGUUGCUGAUAUUGAGGGUUUAUUUCUCUCGCAUUGGGUUUUAAAUGCGCCUUACCCGUACUUGGACCUUUCUACCUGCUGGCGUGAGACAAACAAUAGACUCACAACUAAUCAUCAUGGGAUUGAGUGGCAUGAUGGAGAUGCUGAGAUAACUGACGCUUUACAUAAUAUCAGAGAACUGUCCAGAAAUGUUCGACAUAUUUUCAUGAUUGGUGCUGAGGAGACUGCAUAUCUCCAGAUUUUAUGUGCGCGAGAGAUUAUAAAUUUAGAUACGAAGGGCGAAUUUAAAAACAAUGCGGGCCUUUCAAAUGAAACAACACCCGUGUGUUACCUUCAUGUCAUGAAAAACAAGAUGGCUAAUCGCAGACACAUCUGUGCUUUACGCACAGUCUUGAAUAUGCGUCAAAGUUUAACUCAUAAAAAAGGGGAGAACAAUCAAGCAAGUCGAUAUUCCAAAUCCGAGACGGAGGACGAGGAGUUCAGUGAAGCUCAAGCUGUCGACACUAAGACUCCUAUAUGUAAAGAAACGUAAUUGUGAAUCUAGA
Messenger RNA from Fopius arisanus, 626 nucleotides. RefSeq lists its product as uncharacterized. The record is from RefSeq and is a predicted model, not a curated record. The transcript is spliced from 2 exons. Lineage: Eukaryota; Metazoa; Arthropoda; Insecta; Hymenoptera; Braconidae. The coding region runs from base 14 to 613 and encodes 199 amino acids.